Penicillium samsonianum is the source of this 1059-nucleotide messenger RNA. RefSeq names its product TauD/TfdA dioxygenase family protein. The record is from RefSeq and is a predicted model, not a curated record. Lineage: Eukaryota; Fungi; Ascomycota; Eurotiomycetes; Eurotiales; Aspergillaceae. The coding region runs from base 1 to 1059 and encodes 352 amino acids. Gene Ontology annotation, molecular function: oxidoreductase activity. The transcript is spliced from 3 exons.
AUGGUUACCAACAGGUCCAGUGUAAUAUUCAGCCCACUACACCCUACUUUUGGAGCCGAAUGCAAGGGCGUAGACUUCUCUCAGCCAGUGUCUACAGGUACCAUUGACCAGAUCCGCACCGCGAUGGCCAAAUAUGGCUUCUUGGUCUUUCGCGGCACUGCCCUCAAUGAUGAGAGCCACACAGCCCUCGCGCGUCAAUUCGGCGAGCUGGAUGUCUCGACUGUGAUGCGGAAACCCGGAGUGCCGUAUCGACUCGGUCCGGAAAGCCUACUGACUGAUGUUGGGAAUGUGGACCACAAUGGCAAUGUCGACUCAACGACCAGUUUACGAGCGCAAGCGUUCCAGGGAAAUAACCUCUUCCACGUUGAUUGCUCCUUCAAUCACCGUCGGGCGGGAUAUUCUCUCCUCCGCGCACACCAGUUGCCUCCUUCGGGUAGCGCCGGCGGGACCGUAUUCGCCGAUACUCGGAGCGCAUAUACGGACCUGAAUGAGGCCAUGAAAGCUCAAAUCCAUGACUAUGUCUUGUGGCAUUCCAUACUGCAUAGUCGAACUUUGGCAGUCCCGGAUAACUGGACCUUCAAGAUCAUCGACUUAACCUUGGACUUGCAUGACCUCCGUCGCCUUCCCUGUCUCAUGAUUCUACUUCUAAUCACUCGCUUCCUGGGGUUUUGUGUUCGUCUGGCAGACACCACUCUGGUUUCAAUGUGCUUGUUCGUCCUGCUGCGGCUCCUUCUGUUGCGCCUAGCACCGGGUCCUUUGGCUGCGCGCGCCCCUCAUCGGCUGGUGCAAUUACACAAAUCGAGCAACCGGAUGAACUUGUACAUUGCGGCGCAUGCAUACCGUAUAGACGGAUGGACCAAGUCAGCUAGCAAGCCCGUGAUCGAGGCUUUAAUGCAGCAUGCGAGUCAGGAUAGAUAUACUUUUACGGUGGAUUGGCAGAACAAUGGCGAUCUGAUUAUAUGGGAUAACACGUGUGUAAUGCACCGGUCAUCCGGAGGCUCAUACCAGGGACAUUACGUCCGCGAUAUGCGAAGAGCCACCGUCUAUGACUCUGCUUGA